Molecule: messenger RNA, 2413 nt
Organism: Uloborus diversus
Lineage: Eukaryota; Metazoa; Arthropoda; Arachnida; Araneae; Uloboridae
Product: nose resistant to fluoxetine protein 6-like
Exons: 15
Coding region: 1-2283 (760 amino acids)
Molecular function (GO): acyltransferase activity, transferring groups other than amino-acyl groups
Source: RefSeq, a predicted model, not a curated record
AUGAGUAGGAACAUUAUUAGGAUUGUGUUUGUGAUUUUUGCUUGCUUAGCUGUUUCAAUCCAUUCGCAAAGCAAUGCAUCUUCACUUAUUAUCUCAAACGAGCUUGAAAAACCAAGAAAUUUAACUGCCGUAGAAGGAUGGCAGAAUUUCGAAAAAUCUGUUAAACACCUCGCCAAUACUGCUGUAAAGAUGCUGUUGCCAAAACUGAUGGAAAGUUCCACGCAGGUCAACGUAACUAAGCAAUGUAUGCGAGAAAGCAUGCAGCUACUGGCAGCUGUCAAGACCAUCAAACCAUGGGCAAUAAAAUUUCUCGAUUCAAGUGCAAAGAUUAUAGAUGGUAUUCUCGCAGGAUCCAUGUCUUCGCUGGGAGCUUAUGAUGCUUGCAUCAACAUCGAAGCAACAAGCAGCAAAUCACGUGACAAGGGAAAGGUUCUUUUCUAUGGAAAGUACUGCUCGAUUCACUUAACACCACCUUUGCCACCAAAACCGGAAUUUUACAAGCUGGAUGAAGUUUUGGAUGAGUUAAAAAACUUCUCUGAAGGUGGUACGGCUAUAAGCGAGGCUGCAAAAUAUGCACAUUUCUUUCAUUUCUUAAAUCUAAGACUGGGAGUUUGUGUUCCAUCUGGAUGCACUGUAGACGAUGUUGAUAAUUUGGCUAAAACGAUCGGGAAAGCAUUUUCCCUUAGUGCUUGGACGUCAAGAUGUGAAAUGAAGGAGGAGAAUGAAUUUCCCCCAGUAGUUGUUUUUGUCAUAUCUGUCUUUAGUUUCUUAGGGUUUCUGAUGCUCGUCGGAUCAUUAAUUGAUAUUUACUCCCACUACACGAAGACGACAUUUUCCAGAACGUGUGUAAAAGCUUUACUGGCAUUUUCUUUAUUUACGAACUUCAGGAAGUUUGUCGACACAAAAAGUUCUUCUGACCAUUUGACUUGCCUAAAUGGAGUUCGUUUCCUCUGCAUGUCGUGGGUUGUUUUGGGACAUACCUACCUUACCGUGAACUUUCAAAUGUUUCGCGGUUUGGAAAAAGUCCGCGCUUAUGCCAAAGAUUUUGCUUUUCAAGCUGUAAUCAAUGCUUCUGUAGCGGUAGAUACAUUUUUCUUCAUGGGGGGUUUGCUAGUGUGCUACCUCACUAUAAAAUUGGUGAAACAAGAAGGACAUCCGUUUAAUAUAAAACUGUACAUAUUUCACAGGAUUUGGAGAAUAAUUCCAGUGUACGCUUGUGUUAUAAUGUUUAUGUUCCUGGGAAACCUGCUCGGAUCUGGUCCACUUUGGCACGAUACGACGGACAAAUACAUCACUUAUUGCUACGAUAACUGGUGGUCAAACUUAGUCUUUAUUAACAACUUUUAUGACGCGGAGAGAAUGUGCAUACCGCAAAGUUGGUACAUUGCAUCAGAUUUUCAGCUCUAUAUAGCAGCUCUCAUCAUACUAAUUCCUCUUUUACGGUGGCCAAAAGUUGGAUUAUCGAUGUGCGUUCUAGGAAUAAUAGCUUCGGUUGUUUACUCGGGUGUUGGUACCUACGUAAACAACUAUCCACCAACAAUGUUGUUUGCUCAUCCAGAUCCAGACCAAAGAAAUAAAUACUGGGCCAAUUUCUACUUCAAGCCGUUUGUACACGCGGGACCUUAUUGCAUAGGACUGCUUACUGGAUAUUUGCUUGCUACCAAACCUAAGAUGAAAAUUCCUGCUGCUGUUCAAGUAGUGGGUUGGUGUUUAGCUUUCGUUUUCUGCUUCUCUGUCCUCUAUGGCGUAGUAGAAUGGAACAGAGGAGUUGAACCCUCUUUUUGGGAAGGAAUGCUGUACGCAAGUUUGAACAGAGUAGCAUGGACCCUUGGUGUUGCUUGGAUGGUCUUGUGUUGUUCAACUGGACAUGGAGGAGUCAUUAACUACAUACUUACUUGGAAAGCGUUUGUUCCAUUGGGUAGAUUGACAUUUGUAGUGUACCUGAUCCAUCCAAUAGUGCAAAUAUCAGCUGUAGGAAACAUACGCACGCUGCUGCAACCAGAUCAUUUCUUAGCAGUCUGGGUUUAUUUUGGGCAUCUCUUCGUUACUUAUGGAGCAGCAUUUGCGGGAAGUAUGUUGGUAGAAGCUCCAACUCUUGCUUUGGAGAAAAUCCUGAUUCCUAGAAAUGAGAAGAAAUCCAAAGAUUCCACUCUGGUUCAAGAUAACAGUGUUUUGAAAGGAACGUUAACUACAGAAAAAGAUGGAAGUAUUGCAGUUAUUUUGCCUGCAGUUAGUGAAGAAUCUCUAGGAGUGGACAACAAGGCAGUUGUAUAUAGAUUGUAAACUAGUUUUUUAAUGUGAUAUUUGUACAUAGAACAGUUAAUCUUUCGAUCAGCAGCUGCAAAAGCAAGGAAAACUGCAAUUCUAAAACAAAAUUUUUACCACAAAGUAAAGAGUUGUUUAUCUCAUUAGG